Molecule: messenger RNA, 4230 nt
Organism: Brachypodium distachyon (stiff brome)
Lineage: Eukaryota; Viridiplantae; Streptophyta; Magnoliopsida; Poales; Poaceae
Product: mitogen-activated protein kinase kinase 5
Exons: 1
Coding region: 277-1308 (343 amino acids)
Biological process (GO): protein phosphorylation
Cellular component (GO): cytoplasm
Molecular function (GO): ATP binding; protein serine/threonine kinase activity
Source: RefSeq, a predicted model, not a curated record
GCCACUCAUCACUGCGUGUCACGCAGCAAAUUCGUUUUGAGCUCUCUCCUUUUCGGCUUUUUCCUCUCUAAUGCCAAGCGAAGCAGCGGACGCCCUUCCUCGUUCCGGCCCGGCCGACGCCCUGUCCCCUCAGCUCAGGUCUUCCUCCAAUCCCACCCAACUCCGUUAACCAGAAAUCAGACGAGCCCCGCCUCCGCCGCCGCCGCGGCACACCAAACCCUACGCUAAUCAGCUCUUCUCCCCCGUGCUCCCCAACACCGACGAGGAGAGCGCGCGAUGCGUCCUGCCGGGAGUCUCCCGAGUCCCCAGCCGGGCACGCCGGGGCGGCCUCGCCGGCGCCCGGAUCUCACCCUCCCGAUGCCGCAGCGCCCAGACGUCUCUUCCUCUCUCGCCGUGCCCCUUCCCCUUCCUCCCCCGUCCUCCCUCGGGCUCGCUCAGCCACCGGCGGCAGCGGCAGCCGCAGCAGCGCCGCCCCCGCCCCCUCUCGGGGAGCUGGAGCGGGUCCGCCGCGUGGGGAGCGGCGCGGGCGGCACGGUGUGGAUGGUGCGGCACCGCCCCACGGGCCGCUGCUACGCGCUGAAGCAGCUCUACGGGAACCACGACGACGCCGUGCGGCGCCAGAUCGCGCGGGAGAUCGCCAUCCUCCGCACCGCCGAGCACCCGGCCGUCGUCCGCUGCCACGGCAUGUACGAGCGCGGCGGGGAGCUCCAGAUCCUGCUCGAGUACAUGGACGGCGGCUCCCUCGACGGCCGCCGCAUCGCCGCCGAGGGCUUCCUCGCCGACGUCGCCCGACAGGUGCUCUCCGGGAUCGCAUACCUCCACCGCCGCCACAUCGUGCACCGCGACAUCAAGCCCUCCAACCUCCUCAUCGACUCCGCGCGCCGGGUCAAGAUCGCCGACUUCGGCGUGGGGCGGAUCCUCAACCAGACCAUGGACCCUUGCAACUCCUCCGUCGGCACCAUCGCCUACAUGAGCCCCGAGCGGAUCAACACCGACCUCAACGACGGCGCCUACGACGGCUACGCCGGCGACAUAUGGAGCUUCGGCCUCAGCAUCCUCGAGUUCUACCUCGGCAGGUUCCCCUUCGGGGAGAAUCUCGGGAAGCAGGGGGACUGGGCCGCGCUCAUGGUCGCCAUCUGCUACAACGAUCCGCCGGAGCCGUCGGCCGCCGCGUCGCCCGAAUUCCGGGGAUUCAUCAGCUGCUGCCUGCAGAAGAACCCAGCCAAGCGGCUCUCUGCCGCGCAGCUGCUGCAGCACCCGUUCGUCGCCGGGCCACAGCCGCUGCCCCUCGCCGCCCCGCCGUCGUGACGAUCAUUCAUUUCGUAUGGAUCUCGAUCCAGUUCUGCACUCCCGGUCCCAGGAUCAAUCCAAUCCAAAUACAGCGUCAGGUCGAUCGUUGGAGUUGAGGUGGGGGGAAUCUUGGGAAAAUUUCUAAUCGAAACAUUUGGGGUGUUCUCGCCCAUCAUCGAUCCAUCAUCCGUUGUCCCUGCUUUUCUGCUCCAGUUAAGUUCUUUUUCCUCUCCUGUUUUUCGUGAUGCUUCUUACUUCCAAUUUAUGGUCAACCGUACGCCUAGUAGUUUCGAUUUACGAUCUUGUUUAGCCAAUGUUGCAAAGAAAUCAGCCCCCUUCACAAAUCUCAUCUGUACAUGUAGCAGAGCAAUUAUACAUGCCAAGGAAACCUUUUGUUAGCAGUAUAGAUUUAGUGUUUGUUUGAUAGAGCAGAGAAAUUGUGGUGGUGCUGGCAGCGUUCUGCUCCUUGCAAGUUGUAGCAGCUCAAUUGAUAGGUUUUAUUGGAUUCUAUGCUGAUUGGAUAGAGUGGAAUCUGGAAAUUUGGUUGUAAAGAAGAGGAGUAUUACUAUUGGUGAAAGUUGCCUCUGAACCUCCUCUGCCUUGUCUGUUUCUGGGUUCAGGUUUGCCUUAUGUUUGCCUGCUUUUGGCAAUCGACAUGUAUACUUCUAUAUGGUGGGUUAUUUCAGGUUUCAAAUUAACCCUUCAAACUUUGAAAGGAGAGACUGUCAGCCCAAGCAUAUCGCCAAAGAGGGUAUUCUGGCCAUCUAAUUGUUACACUAGCAUCCGCCUGAAAAAUGGAAUACUCGUCGCUGGCGGGGAUGGGAAGCUCUCUCCAUGGCCUCAGAACCACCUCACCUUUAGAGCCCUACCCAGGCAAUUAACGACAUGGUCUUAUGUGGACAGAGGAUACGUGCUUCUCAAAAUUUUGCCGAACAGCUGAUCAGCUAGGUAGCGAUUAAUAUCUGCCUUUACUAUGGCCUAUGGGUAUAGCGAUUUGAUUUCUGCGUACAAAAUCAAGACAGUGAUUUGCCUGUCCGAAAUCUGUUGGAGCAAAUAAUACAAAGAAUUAAACAAGAGAGAACUAACUGAGUUGCUAUAUUGAACAUAAACAGGCAGAAUAUAUUUUGACCUAAUAAUGAAAUUAUAGACCCUUGUUGUACAAUAUCAAGAGAAAUUACGGGCCCUCUGUUUCUUAAUAUCUGUACAUUUGGAGUUGUCAUAAAUCAAUUCUUCUUUGACCGAUUUGUAGAAAAUAUAUCAACAUAUGUAAAACCAAACAAAUGUGAUAUAAAAAUAUAUUUGCUAAUGGUUUUAGUGGUACUAAUUUUGUGUUUGUUUCUAAGAACUUUGUCAAAGUUGACAAGCUUCGACUUGAGACAAAACCAAAUGUAUAGAUAUUUCGAGACAGAUGGAGUAUCUAUUGGUGUGAGAUAAAUGUUUCCACCAACCACACCAUGCGUGCUGCUCCAUCUGUUCCUAAUUAGUUGGUGCCGGCCUUUUUGCAAAAAAAACCCUGUAAAUUUUCGAAAUAAACCUGCAGUCCACAUCUUCAAUUAAACGUGGAUUGUGCGUUAAUUCGAAAAUUUACAGGAGGGUUUUCGCGAAAGUUCUAAUAUAACGUGGAAUGCAUGUUUAUUUCCGAAAUUUACAUGGGUUUAUUUGCAAAAAAGCCGGCGCUAUUAGUGAUGGAGGGAGUAACAAUUUAUACCUCUUCUCGACGUUUCUUCACAGCUCAAGGUUUUAGUCAUAGCUUCUGCAGUUCUCUUCUACACCAACUAGUAUUAGCGAGAAAAUGCAAGAAAGAGAGAAGAUGGGAGUUUUUUUGGCAGCAAUAGAGAAGAGAGGGCUUAGGUUGAGGAUAGAAGACAUCGGGAAGGGAACACCUAGGAUGAAGCAACCAGGGUGUGCUCGGUAUUUUUUGCCCUCGCAAGAAAUCUGAAGUAAUUUCACGGGGCAGGUGAGAUGCAGGCCCGUUGGAUAGCUCGGGGGUGAAGGAUCGGUGGAUUGGGACCCGUAUGGAAGCGUUUCCGGGCGGCGCGGCCGCUGCGCCUUGGCAUGCGUGUUGCGCACCGGAGCGCGUCUUCCUUUUCCGUCAAGACUCAAGAAGCGGACAAGCCAGGGUUUCUUCAGGAACUGCGAGAUGUUAGGGAUCUCCAUGCUGGGGCUGUGACGGGGGAUUUCAACCAGCAUCCUCGGAGUUCUACCUUGUGGCAGGUUCACCUUCGGGAAGAAUUUCGGCAGGCCGGGGGACUGGGCGGCGCUCAUGGUAGCCAUCUGCUACUCCGAUCCGCCGGAGCCGUUGGCCGCCGCGUCAGCCCGAAUUCCGGGGAUUCAUCAGCUGCUGCCUGCAGAAGAACCCAGACAAGCAGCUCUCUUCCGCGCAGCUGCUGCAGCAGUAGCACCCGUUUAUCGCCGGGCCACAGCCGCAGCGGCCCGCUGUUGUGACGAUGACGAUCAUUCAUUUCGUAUGGAUCUCGAUCCAGUUCUGCAGUUCCGGUUACAGGAUCAAUCCAAUCAAAAUACAGCGUCAGGUCGAUUAUGUGGGGGGCAAUCUUAGGGAAAAAAAAUCCAAACAAUUCUGGGUGUUCUCGCCCAUCAUCGAUCCAUCAUCCAUUGUUACUGCUUUUUUGCUGGGGGACUUUUUUUCUCCAGUUAAGUUCCUUUUCCUCUACUUCCAGUUAUGAUCUUGUAAUAGGAAAAUCUAUGUGUUCAAAUGAUUUCGUACAAGACUCCUCACACACACACACACGAUAUAUACUCCCUCCGUUCCUAAAUAAUUGUCGUGCUAAGGGCCACUGUUGCAAAUUUCAUCUGUACAGGUAGCUUGUGGCAGAGCCAUUUCAUGCCAAGGAAACCUUUUGCUAGUACAUAUUUUUAGUGUUUGAUAGAGCAGACAAAUGGUGGUGGCAACAGCUUAAUUGAUCUUUUAUUGGAUUCUAU